GACCUUGUUCGAACUGCUAACCCUUAGUGGCGCACAAGUAGGUUCUGAUUGGACGUCAACUUUGAGAAAACGUCAUCACUUCAGGAAGGCGUUUAUGGAGUUUGAGGCGGAAGCGGUUGCCAAAUUUAGCGAGAAAGAGAUAAAUGCAAUAAGCAUUGAAUACAAGGUAGAUAUAAGCAAAGUGAGAGGUGUUGUGGAGAAUGCAAUAAAGAUCCUCGAGGUCAAGAAAACCUUCGGGUCGCUAGAGAGAUACCUUUGGGGUUUUGUGAACCAUAAGCCCAUCUCCACGAAUUACAAGCUAGGCCACAAGAUUCCUGUCAAGACUUCGAAGUCGGAGAGCAUAAGUAAAGACAUGGUUCGUCGAGGCUUCCGGUUCGUGGGUCCCACUGUGGUUCACUCCUUCAUGCAAGCCGCUGGUUUAACCAAUGACCACUUGCUCACUUGUUACCGUCACACUCCUUGCACUCUCCUGAUUACUAAUCCUUAAUUUUUGUCUUUAUUUUCUAUUUGACUUAAUUGAAGGUGUUUUUUUUUUAACUUUCUGGUGAUUUGUGCACAACAAAUAUAGGUGUAGGAGAAAAUGGAUUGAGUGUUUUUAAAUUUUUGUUUUUUGGUAAUGUAAGAUAAACCAGCUGGUUUAAUUUGUUUUUUUUUUAUUUACUUUUGUUUGAGUAUUUUUAAUCACAUGUAUAAGAUUUUUUAUGUAUGUGUGGUGUCACAAUUUGAAAUAGUAAUUGAUUUUCAUCGGAUUAA
This is a messenger RNA of Brassica rapa (field mustard), 753 nucleotides long. RefSeq names its product DNA-3-methyladenine glycosylase 1. The record is from RefSeq and is a predicted model, not a curated record. Gene Ontology annotation, biological process: base-excision repair. Gene Ontology annotation, molecular function: DNA-3-methyladenine glycosylase activity. Lineage: Eukaryota; Viridiplantae; Streptophyta; Magnoliopsida; Brassicales; Brassicaceae.